CGUCUCUGUUUGUACUUCUUCCGAUCACCUGACAAGUUCGCCGGAACAUAUACGCUCGCGUCUCUCUCUCUCCGCAGUUGGUAUCAGACAUGAGAGAGAGACGGCGAUAAGGAACGAGUUCUUCCACGAAGAGAGAGAGAGAGCGUGUUGGAAUUUGGAAAGCCUUAUAGCGAGAGAUUGGGAGAUAAUAAUGUCGUCGUCAAGCUCUCCCUGCGCGGCAUGCAAGUUCCUCAGAAGAAAAUGUACGCAGAAAUUCGCCUACGUCCACAAAGUUUUCGGGGCAAGCAAUGUGGCAAAGCUUCUAAACGAGCUCAGCUCUAACCAGAGGGAAGACGCCGUCAACUCCCUCUUCUACGAGGCCGAGGCCAGACUCCGUGAUCCGGUCUAUGGCUGCGUCGGCCUCAUCUCUAUCCUCCAGCACCGCCUGAAACAGCUUCAGCACGAUCUGGAGGACGCCAGGAAGGAGCUCGCUAGUUACAUUGGUCCUCAAGCUAUGCUUCCGAUUCUACAGCCUUCACCACCUUUCAUGGCGGCGCCUCAGCCACUGCAUCAACUUGCCCUCGGAAACCCGUCGUCCUCUUCAGCUGUAAUGGCGGCUCAACAUCACAAUAUGGUGCCUAUGAUGGCUAUUCCGACCGCACAGCCACAUGGGCAGUUGUUUCUGCGUGACCCUCAUCACCACCAAAAUCAGCAGCAGCAACAGCAGAUUUUCGAGGCUCAGCAGUUAGCAGCCGCAAUGUUGGUAAGAGAAGCGCAGCAGCCGGAGUUGUUUAGAACAUACGGCGGCGGUUUCGACUAUAACCAGAAUCAGCAAAACCAGGCUCAGGUUGAGAUUGUGAGGUUGAAUAGUGGGUUUGAUUCAGCGUCCGGUUCGGUCACGGUAACCGGGUUUAACCAGACGAGCUCUGGUGCCACGGUGUUGUCGCCAUCGUUGGCUCUCGGCAGCUUCGACGGUCCACCCAAUUAUCAGACCCAUCAAUCAGAACAGUUACACCACCAACACGAGUCUCAGCUUUUCACACAGACGCAGUCUGCUCAGCCGCGACAACAAGCGAUUGAAACGCAGACGCAGCCAAAGUCAGAGAGCGAGGAGGGAAUCGGUGCUAUCGCUCCAUCUUGUUGACAAGAGUUUUCAAUAUAAAGGAAGAAAGUCGCGGCCUUUCUCCCCCACUCGCUUGCCCUACAAUUCCAUUUUGCAAGUUGAAAUCUCUGACUUUGCUCAAGCGAACGACGAGAUUCGGAAACGGCGAGAGAGGAAUAUGUUUAUGCAGAAACAAAAGUCAGCGUUGUUUGGUUGAUUCCCUAUGCCUCUCCUUGAAGAUCUCGCCCCCGCCGGUUCCAAUGCCAUACUACGGUAUACACUUCUUCACUUCUCUCUUUACCUCUUUUAGGGUUUCUUUUCCUUUUUUUUUCUUUUUUCUUUUUGCAUAUGCGCAGCCAUGUAAAUCAUAAGUUGGGGAGCCCUCCCUUUGUUCUUCUUGCUUUCUAAUUCUGAAACCCUUUUUGUAGCUUUUACUAGAUUGCUUAAUAAUAUUUUCGUGCAACUUAAUUAUA
Molecule: messenger RNA, 1554 nt
Organism: Tarenaya hassleriana
Lineage: Eukaryota; Viridiplantae; Streptophyta; Magnoliopsida; Brassicales; Cleomaceae
Product: LOB domain-containing protein 36
Source: RefSeq, a predicted model, not a curated record